Molecule: messenger RNA, 1805 nt
Organism: Thamnophis sirtalis
Lineage: Eukaryota; Metazoa; Chordata; Lepidosauria; Squamata; Natricidae
Source: RefSeq, a predicted model, not a curated record
AUGGUGCGUGCCGGCCAGCUGGUCUCGCCCCUGCCUGCAUCCAUGCAUGUACCUGCACAGGUGUUCCAGUUGAAAAAGAAGAAGAAGACGAAGAAGAGGAGGAAGAGGAAGGCCAGCUCCUCCUCCUCCGAGACCGGCUCGUCCUCCUCCUCCUCCUCCUCUUCCAAAUCGUCCUCCUCUUCCAGUGCCUCUUCGGACGAGUCCGCCGACGAGAAGCCCAAACCGGAGAAGAAAAAGCAGAGGGUGAAGAAAGCCUCCAAGGGGGGGAAAGGAAAGAAGAGGAAAAAGCGGAAGAAGAAGAAGAAGAAAGCCAAGAGGGAGAGGGGGAAAGAGGAGGGGGGGAGCAAGAAGGAGGAGACGACCCACGGCCCUUCGCUGGACCAGUGGCAGAAGGAGGCGGGCUCGGAUUCCGGACCUGCCCUCACGGACGAGCAGAAGUUCCGUAUCCAGGCCAUGAAGCCCAUGACGAAAGAGGAAUGGGACGCCCGCCAGAGCGUCAUACGGAAAGUCCUCGACCCUGAAACAGGACGGAUGAGGCUUAUUAAGGGCGACGGGGAGAUCCUGGAGGAAAUUGUCACGAAAGACAGGCAUAAGGAAAUAAACAAGCAAGCCACUCGGGGCGAUGGACUUUCCUUCCAGAUGAAGAUGGGGAUGUUGCAGUAACCGGGAGGGACCCCCGAAACGGACAAAGAUGACCUCCCGGCUGUUUGCAAAAGGUUUCGCGUCCCCCUCCCUUCCCAACGAGCCACGUUCCGGGUGCCGGAAGGAAGGCCCAGGCCACAGUGCCCGAACCUUUGAGCGGGGGGGGGGGGGCUGUCUCUCCCCUUCUGCCCCCCAGGGCUCCGUGAUUUUUCCCAGGGGGGUGGUGAUUGUCACUCCAGCUGCUCUUCUUCAAGCUUCCCCAUCUGGUCGAGGUGAAGGGAAUGUAAUUCCACCGGGUUCUUCUUGGGCGGAAAGAGAGAGAGAGAGAGAGAGAGAGGGAGGAGGUUGCAGGAGAGAAAAACACCCGGAUAAAUUGAGCACUGUUUUUGACGGGUCGAGGGUCCUUCCCGGGGGGAUUCCUUGCAGCUAGUGACUGCCCAUCUCCCUCGUCCGCAGUUUGGUGAUCUGGUGAUCUCCAUCGCCCUGGAGGAAAACACCAGCCUUGCCAGCGAUGCCAACACCCCCACACCCCCACACACACACCUCCCACCCCUGGGGCUACCGCAGCUGCUGGUUACCAGACGGGGAGAAUGACUCCCUCCCUCUCCCCGGUCUGGCUGCAGCAGGAGAAGAGGGCGCAGGCUUCUCCUUCCAUCCACCUGGCACUGCGCCACUCACACGCGCAACACCACCCCCACCACCCCCACGGAGGCCUGAGAGCUGCCGCGGAAUCCAGAACGAGGCCUCCCGGCCCGAUUCUCCUCCCGGCUCUGCCUCCGCGACUCGGCUCCCCUUUUCCGGGUGCGCGCGUGGCUUCCCGGCUAGUCGGGGAAGGUUAAAAGAGCCGUUUGGGGGCUUCCGGAGGGCGGAUUCUGGAUUUCUUGUGGCUGCGGGAGAAAAUUGGUUGGAGCCCAGAGAAUGUCUGGAAGGUUGGCCGUUGCUCAGCCCCCCGACGUGGGUUUUGACUUUGGGCUUCUUGCUCGUGCGAAAGGCAAAGGCGUUGUAUCUUCCUAAGCUUGUAAGAGGAGGUCAAACCGAGCCUCCCUCCCUGGGCUGCUAGCUCAAUUCUGCAUUGGUUUCAUUUAAUUCCUCUCUUCCUGCUGUUAUCCUACUCCUCUUCCUAUGCUGUUCCUCCUCCUUCCUUUUCUCCUUCCUUCCAUCCG